AUGAUGUCCGUCGCUUCCCACGAAUUCCAGUCCCAGCCUUAUUACUAUAUCCCCCUCCGUCCUGUCUCUUCCCAAAGGCCACAGCCUCAGCAAGAAGUCCCAUACUUCCCUUACCCCAAUAUCAAUAACACACACACUUUUGACCCUGCCACCGUCGACGCCAUGGCCGCCGCAGCUGCUAGUCACAGACGCUCCCAACAAGAAGAUGCCAGUGUCGCGCAGGCUCUUGAGAUUGCUCGGGAGAGCCCUGAUGGCUCAUCGGACCCUACUAUCAGCAAGAUUCUCGAGGCCGCUCUGACACGAAUCUGGGACAAGGUGGAAAGGAAUCCCAAUACCUAUAUCAUGACUCGAGAUGAGUUUGCUGUCUUCAACUUCUUUCAGUACCGCUUCACCGGCGACAAGAGAGCAGUGAGCGCUCGAAAGCGAUACUGGGACAACACACAUGCCUGA
Messenger RNA from Fusarium redolens, 450 nucleotides. RefSeq lists its product as uncharacterized. The record is from RefSeq and is a predicted model, not a curated record. NCBI's taxonomy places the organism in Eukaryota, Fungi, Ascomycota, Sordariomycetes, Hypocreales, Nectriaceae. Bases 1 to 450 code for a protein of 149 amino acids. The transcript has a single exon.